Messenger RNA from Caenorhabditis remanei, 840 nucleotides. RefSeq lists its product as uncharacterized. The record is from RefSeq and is a predicted model, not a curated record. Bases 1 to 840 code for a protein of 279 amino acids. NCBI's taxonomy places the organism in Eukaryota, Metazoa, Nematoda, Chromadorea, Rhabditida, Rhabditidae. The transcript has 4 exons.
AUGCGUCACACUCCAACUUACUCAGUGUUCGGUUUGGAAGAACCCGAAACAAUGAGUUAUGCGUUAGUUAAAGAUCUCAAAAGAAACAAUACAACAAUGUUAACUUGGACUUGGAAAAGACACUUUUGGGGCAUAGUGCCAGGAGAACGGAGUUGGUUGAAAUCGAAAGAUAUUGAUUUUCAUUGCAAAAUAAUUUUCGAGCCUGACUCGACUGCAUUAUUAGAGAAUCAAUCAUCACGGAAAAGAUUUGCAACUGCACUUCAUUCUUAUAUGUGUGAAGUAUUCCGGGUUGAACCAGAAAUGCAAUUCAAAUUGUCUCUGGAUUAUAUGGAUGAACUGCCGUAUACGAAUACGGUCAGAGAUGUUACUCUGUUUGACACAUCUGUAAAUUCAAACAUGGUUGAUGAAUUUUUGGAAAGAUUCCAAGUAACUCGAGUACUUUUCUCUAAAACUCCCUGGCUCGAUGGUUCAAAACUGCUUCGAUGGAAUUUUGAAAAUUUGGUAGUUAGCGAUACCGGACUCUGGGAGAAUGAUUUAAUCAAUUUUGUGAACGUUUGGUUGAAUGGAAACAAUACAAAACUACACACAUUUUUCCACUUAGUUAGUGGACGUCUAAAUAAUGUCGCAAUUGUGGAUCAGUUUGAAUUGGAACCAUGGAACCCUGAAGUAGACCAACUUGAGUAUAAAUUGCCAGUACGCGAUUAUUGUAGACUUAUACUUGCUGAAAUUGACAGAACAGAAAUGGGAAGAACUGGAGUUCUCGUGCGGCAGAGUGAUGGAUUGCGUGCAGUACUUCGAGCUUCAAUGGACUAUUUUCUUUUUCACGUAUUGCAUGAUUAG